Molecule: messenger RNA, 758 nt
Organism: Monopterus albus (swamp eel)
Lineage: Eukaryota; Metazoa; Chordata; Actinopteri; Synbranchiformes; Synbranchidae
Gene: cenps
Product: centromere protein S
Exons: 4
Coding region: 264-518 (84 amino acids)
Biological process (GO): resolution of meiotic recombination intermediates; replication fork processing
Cellular component (GO): FANCM-MHF complex
Molecular function (GO): chromatin binding; protein heterodimerization activity
Source: RefSeq, a predicted model, not a curated record
ACUUGACUGAAAAUGUUGUAGUUUCUCCUCCGAACCACAAGAUGGCGCUACAACACGUUUACUUUAUUAAACUCGAGAGUCGUUGGUUUGUUGGUAAAUUUGUGCCGCGAGUUUUCUAUUUUGGAAUAUAGAGAAAACAACCUGAAGUAGAUGCGUUUUGUUCUUCUGUUAUACCUUGAUUUUGUGAGAAUUUUCCCACAGUUUUUGUUUAAUAGCUGCCGACGUGGUGAAAUCGAGUGUUCUUCAAGUUCGUCCACAAGAAAAUGUCAGUUAAUAAAGCGGAAACCCAACAGCGGUUAAAGGCAGCAGUACACUAUACCGUUGGUCGACUGUGUCAGAAGUUGGGAGAGGACCACCAGAAAGAGUUCAGUCGACAAGUCAUAGCAGCAAUAACCGAGACAACAUUUAGACAAUGUGAGAUAUUUGCUAAAGACCUGGAGGCCUUUGCAAGGCAUGCUAAAAGAAGCACAGUGUCUACAGAAGAUGUAAAGCUCUUAGCCCGCCGCAGUAACUGGUGAGUUAUUUCCACAUAAGUGCCAAAGGAAUUAUGCAGCACUUAGUCAAGUAUUCAAUCUGCAGUUACUGUUGAAAACCACCAAGUCUGAGUGAAACAUGCAGACAGGCCAGUCAGUCUAGACUUUCAAUUCCAUCCUAAAAGAGAAUGUGACGACGUCCUGCAUUGUUGAAUUUUGGGUAGAUGUGCCAUUUUGGAAGAUCAUGCUCAUUAUCGAUCAUAGAUUUUUAUAUAUAUAUAUAUA